Colletotrichum karsti is the source of this 2319-nucleotide messenger RNA. RefSeq names its product PalF protein. The transcript has 2 exons. Lineage: Eukaryota; Fungi; Ascomycota; Sordariomycetes; Glomerellales; Glomerellaceae. Gene Ontology annotation, biological process: ubiquitin-dependent endocytosis. Gene Ontology annotation, cellular component: cytosol; plasma membrane; cytoplasm. The record is from RefSeq and is a predicted model, not a curated record. The coding region runs from base 1 to 2319 and encodes 772 amino acids. Gene Ontology annotation, molecular function: protein-macromolecule adaptor activity; ubiquitin protein ligase binding.
AUGGGCGCAUAUUCGCAUUCCAACGGCUCCGUCGAAGAAACAACCUCGUCCGCACGCUCGUUUUUUUCUCGCUUCGCCCUGCCGAUCCGCUCGCGUACGCGUAACCUCGCCGACUUCCACGUCCGCCCCGACGACCCCCACCGCCAGUACUCGGCUGGCGACCAUGUCCGCGGCGCCGUAGUCUUGACGGUCGUCAAGCCCGUCCGCAUCACUCACCUCACCGUCACGUUACACGGCUAUGUUCGCGUUCACAAGGGGCCGGCCGUCAGCGAGCCGCCCGUCGCGAACCCCGCCUUGUCCGGACGGACGUCGGCACAAUACCAUGGAAAUGGCUACGCCUCGCUCUUCCAGGACGAGCAGGUUCUCAGCGGCGAGGGGAGGUUGGAGGCUUCGAAAUAUGAAUUCAACUUUGAUUUAGUUUUCCCUGAAAAGGGUUUGCCAAGUAGUAUUGAUUUUGAACGAGGCACGAUUUCCUACAUGAUUACAGCGACACUUACGCGACCGACGUCAAUAUCUCCCACGACCUCUUGCGAUCGAAAAAUCCAGUUGGUGGAAAAAGUAGACAUUGGACCCCUCGCGCCGCCGCGUCCGCGGACGAUCUACCUCGAGCCGAUAUCUAAAAAGUCUAAACGAAAGAAAACGAGCGGCGAAAAGAACUCUCUGGCGGUGGACACGAUUGAUUAUGGCAAUGGCUCCGACAUGGAACAGCGCGAAGCCAUCACACCCGAUCCGGCAGCCUCGAACGACGAGUCCACGCACGAUCCACUUGAGCAACCGCGAAGUCCUACACACACUGAUAUACAGAGCGAAGUCAGCGGCGACAGUACUAUCAGCUCCAGCACGGGCAUCAGCCUGACGCGGGCCGAACCUCGUUUGGGCAGCACGUCCUUGACCAAUUCCAAGAUGCAGGCCGUGGACGAGAAGACGAUUACGGCUACAAUUGAAAUGUUGAGGGGCGGCGCUUUGCCCGGAGACACGGUUUCUGUCAAGGUGUCCGUUCAACACAUCAAGCGAAUAAAGAGCAUGCACGGUGUCAUCGUUACCAUGUAUCGCCAGGGCAGGGUCGACACAGCGCCGCCAGCCUCCAUGUUCGCCGACAUAAUGACGAAAGAAGAGACACGCAAGCUUGCAAAGGAGGAUUACUACCCGCGGUCGCGUACGGGCCUAGGUGGCCUUUCUCUAAGUUCAACUUCUUCGCUAAGCGUCUUUCGGAAGGAUCUGUCGCAGUCGGUGGCCCCUCUAAUUAUCGACCCGGUAACAUUAGAGACAACAGUAACAGCUUCGGUCAAGGUCCCCGAAGACGUUUUCCCGACAAUCAAGGGUGUGCCAGGGGAGAUGGUGAGCUUCAAGUACCAGGUUGAGGUUCUGGUCGAUCUGGGUGGAAGGCUCGCGAGCCAGCUUCAGGGCGGUGGUCAAUCAAGAGUGGCGCAAUUUGCGCCUGGAUCUGGCGCUCCAGACAGCAACACUGGGCUGAGUGCCUGGGGUGGCAACGUCAUAGACACCGACCGGCUGCGACGCGAAAAGGGUGUGAUUUCCGUGGUGUUCGAGGUUAUUCUGGGGACAACAGACAGUACGCGUUUGCGAGGGCGCAGCAACACGGUGCGAACGUACCAGCUGCACGAGGAAUCACUCAGCAGAGAAGAUGUCUCGAGUCCUUGGCCUGUCGACGACAUCUACGCUGAGGACGGCGAGGGUAACUGGCCAUUGGGGACCCCUCAGAGCACCGGCGCUUUGGGUCGACGACCAACAAUCACUAUCCAGCCGACAAGUCCGCCAGACGAGGAGGUACAGGCGCCAGCCUACAUCCCUCCUCCAGAAGUCACAGACGAGGCCAGAUUGACCGAUAAGGAGCGAGCACGACGUCAAGAAGAACGGCUUCUGCCUAGUCAGCCGCCUCAGUCUGCGGAAGCUGGCCCGUCUGGGCCAUCAGCGCCGCCGGGCCCCAACAUAUACGAUGCGGACGAUGAGCCCUCGCCAGAACCGCCGACGCCUCAGGAUCAGCACCGCGAGGAAGACCAACCUUCGGCACCGACACUGAAUGACCUGUCCACGGCACGUGAAGCGCGAACGGAGGAUAAACAGGAACUCGAGCGGCAACGGCUACUGAACGAGGCCAGCUCGCCGCCAGAAUUCCCAGACGACUACGAUGCCGGGCCAAGCGCGUCAGCGCCUCCGGCGGAUGCGGCCGAAGCACCAUCAGCGCCAGCACUCACGGACGAAGACGAGUACGGCGAGCAAUACAGCUACAGGACAGAAGGCGGUGCUGGACAGCCCAGUCACGCGUCGGGCUCGGAACCCUUGCCGAGGUACGAGCGAUGA